Salvia hispanica is the source of this 2097-nucleotide messenger RNA. Lineage: Eukaryota; Viridiplantae; Streptophyta; Magnoliopsida; Lamiales; Lamiaceae. The record is from RefSeq and is a predicted model, not a curated record.
AUGCGCUCUGGGAAGGACAACCUAGAACCGCUCGAUUUAGAACUUGAGAGAACUCGUAGGAAAAUAAGAAGUGAAAAAGGAUCAGGAACAAUGGGUGACCGAACGGACAUCGAAAAACUGCAGGAAAUGGUGAAGCUACUGAUGGAUGAAAGAGAUGCGGAAAGGGCGGCCCGAGAGGCUCUGGAAAAGAAGAAUCAGGAGAUACAACCCGUGAUGAACAUGUUCAAUCAUGGGAAUAUGAUUACCUUUCCCGAAGGACCUCGUAUUGACGCUAAUAAUUUCGAGUUACGCAUGCCCCUUAUUCAAAGGGUCGAGCAAACUCCUUUUGCAGGUAGGGCUACAGAGGAUGCUAACCGCCAUCUCUCCAAAUUUGUGGAGAUCGCAAACACUCUCAAGCUGAACGGUGUCGACGAUGAUGCCAUAAGGGUAAGACUCUUCCCCUUUUCAUUAACUGAUUCUGCUAAAGAGUGGUUUGAAUGUAUGCCCAGAGAAAAGGUCUCCACAUGGAAGGAUAUUGUAGCUUCCUUCCUCGACAAGUAUUAUCCGCCGGGCACAAUUUUGAAGCUCAAAAGCGAGAUCUUCCAAUUCAUCCAAGGCCAGGACGAACCCCUCUAUGAGGCCUUUGCUCAUUUCAAAGUCCUUCUCCGAAAGUGCCCUAACCAUGGUUUCACUGUGGACCACCAGGUACGGAUUCUCUAUAAUGGGUUUAACGAGAAAAUUUGUGCUAUGCUUGAUUCAGGUGCAAAUGGAGGGUUCUUAAGGAAGUCAGGUGAGGAAGCCAUGGCAGUGAUAGAAGAAUUCGCCACCAACAGCAAGGGGUGGUCAAAAGAAAAGCAUAGCUCCUUUGCAAAGGAAUUGGCCGAGCUUCGAGUUAGGGUGGACCAAAUGGAUUCAUCAAGGAAGAAGGACCCGAUUCCACCAACCUCCAUUAUAGCAGUCUCUAAGCCUGAAACUCCUACCCCGACAGUGGAAGAAAUCAACUACAUGCAAGGAGGCGGCCCCAAUAGAAAUUACAACAACAACUAUCGCCCUAACCAGGGGGCGGGAGGAGUAGUUGAGACACUGAAGAAGGAAGAAAAGUAUGAACAAGGGAUCACAAGGAUCUUGGAGGUAAUCGCGCAAGACAGGAAGGUUAAUGACACCAAGAUCGGAGUGGUUGAAGCCAGAAUAAACAACCUCGAGCAGGGAAUGAACACGAUCUCGACUGCCAUAACCAACAUCAACACGCAGAUGGAGCAAAUCCAAAAGAAGUUAGAUGAGGACAGGGCAAAGGCAGCCGCACUAGUGGACGACAUCAACAAAAAGUGGGUGGCAAAGCAGAAAACUGGGGACUGCCCAGACGCCGGCGAACCGCCGUACACCACGCGGCUGACCGCUAACGAAGCCCAGAAUGGAGUCUGCCCAGCCGCCGGCGGACCGCCGCACACUACGCGGCGGGCCGCCACAGAGAAGGCAGAAGCACCCGCUCAGCAAGGACUCGUGCGGCAUAAUGGGAUUGUGCUACCUUUCCAGCCAAAGAGGAAGUUUAAGCUCGAAGAGCAGUUCAAACAUUUUUUGAACAUGUUUUGUAAAGUUCAUACUAACAUUCCCCUAGUUGAAUCGUUGCAGGAAAUACCCAAAUAUGCGAAGCUACUAAAGGAGGCAGAGAAGGCAGUGAAGCAGAGAGAUCUGGGCCAAUUCAUUAUCCGAUGCUGGAUUGGAGAGGGAAAGGUUGACAAGGCCCUAUGUGAUCUAGGAUCCUCCAUCAAUCUCAUGCCGCUGGUGUACUACGAAAAGCUCAACAUUGGGCCACUCAAAACUUCAGACGUAACACUCAGGUUGGCCGAUAACUCGACCAUAACUUUUUGUAUGAUUGAGGAUGUCUUAGUGAAAAUAGAUGAUUUCAUUUUUUUCACCGAUUUUAUUGUGCUUGACAUGAAAUUAGACAAGAAUGUCCCUCUAAUCUUAGGGAGAGAUUUUCUCGCUACCUGCAAAGCUUUGAUUGAUGUAGGUCAUGGCGAGAUCACAAUUAGUGACAACCAUAGCCAAUCCACCUAUAAGAUCGAAAACGGGAUGCUCAAGUUUGAAGAAGCAAAGCAGGCUAAGAUGGAACGAUAG